This is a messenger RNA of Tigriopus californicus, 696 nucleotides long. RefSeq names its product E3 ubiquitin-protein ligase siah2-like. Gene Ontology annotation, biological process: proteasome-mediated ubiquitin-dependent protein catabolic process; multicellular organism development. Gene Ontology annotation, molecular function: ubiquitin protein ligase activity; ubiquitin conjugating enzyme binding; zinc ion binding. Gene Ontology annotation, cellular component: cytoplasm. The coding region runs from base 1 to 597 and encodes 198 amino acids. Lineage: Eukaryota; Metazoa; Arthropoda; Copepoda; Harpacticoida; Harpacticidae. The transcript has 2 exons. The record is from RefSeq and is a predicted model, not a curated record.
AUGCAAUCGAGUGUAUCACCGACGAUCUCGGUGGAAUCCCUCAAAGAGUACUUUGAGUGUCCGAUUUGCUUGAAUGUGCCCCGCGGUUCGCCCAUUUUCCAAUGUGGAACGGGACAUCUCAUUUGUGCGGAAUGUCGGCCCAAAAUCAAAGAUUGUCCCAUUUGCCGGGCCCAUCUGAGUAGGAACAGUCGAUUGUUGUUCGCUGAGAGAUUAUUGGAAGAAUGCGUGCCCGUACCUUGUGAAUUCGCUGACCUCGGUUGUCCCAUGGAACUUGUUUCCAACCAGUUAAAGCGACACGAAGCUCAGUGUUCGUACAGACCCAACCUCUGUAAGAACCACGUGCGAGGAUGCUCGUCCAGAUUGUCCUUGGAUGAGAUGAAUAAGCAUUUGGAUUGCUGCAGUUUUCGACUCAUCGAUUGUCCGAUGUCACUUUGUCAAGAGAAAGUUGUGGCCAGAUUACUCCCACAUCAUUUGGAGCUAAAGCAUUUGUCCAGAACUUUGACAGGGGGCUUUGAGAAGAAGAUUUUUACGACGUUACUGAUCGUUUGUCUGGUCAGCCUUCUUCUGAAUUACAUCUUGCUCAUUAACCUAAAGUGAGCCCCAUGCAUUCCACAUUGAUUUUCCUUGGUUUUCUCCUAUUGUGAUAGAUAAACGAAAUAUGUGUGAAUAUAAUAAAUACUCUCUUUGUAUGAUGAA